Molecule: messenger RNA, 810 nt
Organism: Mucor velutinosus
Lineage: Eukaryota; Fungi; Mucoromycota; Mucoromycetes; Mucorales; Mucoraceae
Exons: 1
Coding region: 1-810 (269 amino acids)
Molecular function (GO): protein binding
Source: RefSeq, a predicted model, not a curated record
AUGCUAGAUACUUUACCUCCAGAGCUACUAUACAAAGUGAUAUCACUGGUGCCAUGUCGAGACUUGGCUUCACUGAGGCUAACUUGUAAAUACAUGCGUACCUUUUGCGAUCAACCCAUUGUCUGGAAGUCGAUCGAUUUAAAACCAUGGAGAGAACAAGAACUUUGGAAGCUGACAGAAUUAAAGAACACCAUUGACCUUCAUCUAUCCCAUAUUCUAUCAAUCCGUAUAUGGGGUGUGCGAGACAGCAUUGUUCAAUAUCUAUUAAACCAAUGUCAAAAUCUACAGCACCUCACCAUUUGUGGGUGGACAACACUAUCUGAUCACUGUUUACGCUUGCUGCCAUCUCAAUCACUUAAAAUCAAGAGCCUGGAACUCAUUGGAUCAUCCCAGCAAACCAACUUUGUGUCUGUGGAUGCCUACACGCUAGGCAAUCUGCUGCUGCAUUCACCUGAAAUGACCAACUUAGUACUAGGCUGCGAGAUACACAUUCAUGCAGAGACGUUCAUCACAGAGCUAGAAAAGACGUCUGUCAGCAGUGACCUGCAGUCUUUCUUGCUAGCGAGCCGCAAGACCUGGCUGAACGAGCAUGUGCUUCGGCUCAUCAACAUCUACCCAGAGAUACAAAAGAUUUACCUACUACCCAAAGCAAGCAUUGAGUUAGGCCCAAUGCAAGGGAACAACGUAGAUGCCCUAUUGCAUGAGAAAUUAAAGCAGAUAAUGAACAUUGUGCCAUUGCCAUUGGAGGUCCCCUUGUUGUCAAAUGAAGAAUUCAUUAUUUACGAUAAAAGAUUCACCGCUUGUGUUUAG